CUGAGUUACUGACAGGGAACACACAGUUCACCGGCAAACAGCGAGCAUCCUGGCCGCACCGACAGGAGCUCUCCACCCGCUCUGGACCCUUUAGGACACCGAACCGCCUGGAUGUGCAAUAUGACUUUUGAGGAAACCGGAGGAGAACACUCAGUAGAAAGGAUGGAAUCGGUGGCUGAAGCCUUGGAGGAGGUCCUGAGCUCCGCCUUGCCUCAGGGUUGCAUCACUGUCGGAGUGUAUGAGGCUGCAAAGUCACUAAACGCAGAUCCAGACAAUGUGGUGCUUUGCCUCCUGGCUACAGAUGAUGAGGAGGAUGUGGCCCUGCAGAUCCACUUCACCUUGAUCCAGGCAUUCUGCUGUGAAAAUGACAUCAACAUCCUGCGAGUGGGCAACAUGAGGCGUCUGGCAGAAAUCCUGGGCGGAGUGAAGCCCGGAGGGGAGCCCAUGGACAUGCACUGCAUUCUAGUGACUAACCCGCAGGCAGCCCUGUGGAAGGACCCUGCACUGAGCAAAGUAAGCAGAUUCUGCAGGGACUGCCGCUGUUUGGAUCAGUGGGUGCCAGUCAUCAACCUGCCCGACCGAUGAAAGCUUUGGAUUAUCGUCAUCUGUAACGUUUGCAAACCGUGGGGGAAAUAAAAAAAAAAGCCUGCGUUCAUGUCUGUGUUGGACUUAAUCUGAAAGCCCCCCCAACCCCUUCCUCAGCAGCCACCCAGAGAGCUAAGGAACAGUUAGGAGAGAAGGGGAUGAAUUAGAGAAGGUUUCAGCAAAUUUCCAGCAUCAGGAUGAACCGGCAGGUGAAGGAAGAGUGACUCAGCAGUCCGCGUUCUCCGGAUUUCCGUAUGACUGACGAGAAAGAGUCCUUUCACAAGGAAAAGGGCAUCAUGUGAGCAGAACGAGCGCACGGCGUGGUGAGCACAUGUGCAGCUUCUGAAUGGAGAGAGAGGGGGGAGAGCUGACAACACUCCAGGAACUGGACCAAGCAGGGGCGGACAUGUCAGCGCUCAGCUUUUUUGGACCUUUCCUGUGAAAACUUCAACCAAUAAAAAAAAAAAAAAAAUAUUACUUUAGAGUUGCAUUUAUUUAAUGCUAUUUAAGAAUUGUCACUUUAACUUAAGAAAAAGGGAAAGUUUUUUUUUCUCCUGUUGCUGUUAGAUUCUUAAUGACAACUUGUUCAGAGGUUGGAUGUUUUUAUGUGUUGUUAAUUUAAUGGAUUUUAUUUAUUGUGCAAAGUUGGCUGCAGUUGGCCAUGUGAAACUGAAAGAAAUAAAACCAAACAAACACUUA
Cyprinodon tularosa is the source of this 1284-nucleotide messenger RNA. It is a transcript of the gene gadd45ab, whose product is annotated as growth arrest and DNA-damage-inducible, alpha, b. The record is from RefSeq and is a predicted model, not a curated record. NCBI's taxonomy places the organism in Eukaryota, Metazoa, Chordata, Actinopteri, Cyprinodontiformes, Cyprinodontidae. Gene Ontology annotation, cellular component: nucleus; cytoplasm. Gene Ontology annotation, biological process: regulation of cell cycle. The transcript is spliced from 4 exons. Bases 112 to 585 code for a protein of 157 amino acids.